AUGCCUCUCGUAGAGGUGUGGAGUUCAUUUCUUAUCCUUGGUUCUGUCGCUCUCGCAUGGCAGUACUUGGAAAUACGGAAGAUCAGGAAUGCCCUGCGCAACAUUGCUGGACCCCCGUCCGCAUCGUAUGUGAAAGGCAACAUUCCCCAAUUUUUCUCUCGCGACAGCACAAACUUCCAGCGGCACCUAGCAUUUGACUAUCCGCCCGUCGCCAAGUUAUACAGCAUGUUCGGCCGACCAAUGUUGUAUGUUUCCGACCCAAAGGCAUUGCACACGGUCAUGAUCAAAGAGGAACCUUCAUUUCCAGAGCCUGAUUCGUUCAUUGGGAUGAAUAGUCUGCUAUUCGGACGCGGCCUGCUUGCGACUUUGGGUCAGGAUUUCGUCUCUGUUUUGAUAGCUGGGGUUCGCACUGACACGACACGACUGGCAGGCGAUACACAUAGAAAGCAGCGCAAGCUCCUCAACCCGGCGUUCUCUAUCAACCAUAUGCGUCAUAUUAUACCGAUCUUCUACAACGUAGUGCACCGGCUUCGAGAGGGAAUUAGGAGGCAAGUUGCCGGUGGGACUGAAGAGAUCGACAUGUUGAAUUGGAUGGGCCGUACUGCACUUGAAUUGAUAGGCCAAGGGGGUCUUGGAUACUCCUUCGAUCCCCUUGUUGAGGACGUGCACAACGAGUAUGGCCACGCUCUCAAAACAUUGGUUCCGAACAUGGUCAAACUUCCCGUAGUGCGGCUUAUGGUUCCCUACCUCAUGAAAGUGGGGCCCGCUGCCUUUAGGCGCCUCAUAAUCAACCUCAUACCGGAUGGCGAUGUGCAGAGAGUGAAGUGCAUCGUUGACACCAUGGAUUUUCAAUCGCGUGACAUAUUCGAGAAGAAGAAAGCUGCUCUUUUGCAAGGCGAGGAGGCCGUCUUGCAGCAGGUGGGAGAAGGCAAGGAUAUCAUCAGUAUCCUCAUGCGAGCGAAUGCUUCCACUUCCGAGGCUGACAGAUUGCCUGAGGACCAGAUUAUCGCUCAGAUGUCAACCCUCGUCUUCGCUGCGACGGACACAACAUCAAACACGUUGGCCCGCAUCUUACAGAUACUGGCAGAGCGUCCGGACGUACAGGAGAAGCUGCGUGCUGAAGUGCUAGACGCGCAUGCGGGAGAAUCCUUGUCAUAUGAUGAACUCGACCAGCUCCCGUUGCUCGAUAGCGUGUGUCGGGAGACAUUGCGACUCAAUCCUCCUGCUCAAUUUACUUCGCGCGUUGCAAACCGGGACACUAUUCUCCCGUUGUCCGAGCCCAUCGUAGGGAUCGAUGGCAGCUUGAUCACUGAGAUUCCUCUCGUCAAGGGAACGGAGGUCAUGAUCGGAAUCCUGGGCUGCAACGCGAGCAAACAACUCUGGGGCGAAGACGCGCACGAAUGGAAGCCCGAGAGGUGGCUCGCUCCCCUUCCGGGCAAGGUCACGAAGAGCACAAUUCCUGGUGUCUAUGCUAACCUGAUGACGUUCGUCGGUGGCAAGAGAGCUUGCAUCGGCUUCAAGUUCUCGGAGAUGGAAAUGAAGGUUGUCUUGGCAGUCUUGCUGACCAACUUCACUUUUGAGUUGACGGGCAAGCCCAUUGUGUGGAAUGCUGCCGGUGUGCGCUACCCCACGGUGGGCAGUGUGAGUAACCAGCCUCAGAUGCCACUGAAAGUGCGGCUAUAUCAAGGCGCGAAGGCGUGA
Molecule: messenger RNA, 1701 nt
Organism: Fibroporia radiculosa
Lineage: Eukaryota; Fungi; Basidiomycota; Agaricomycetes; Polyporales; Fibroporiaceae
Exons: 13
Coding region: 1-1701 (566 amino acids)
Molecular function (GO): monooxygenase activity; heme binding; oxidoreductase activity, acting on paired donors, with incorporation or reduction of molecular oxygen
Source: RefSeq, a predicted model, not a curated record